AUUAGAGGGUAGCUAGCUAGUUUGAUAGCCAGCGCAGUUAACGGUUGAUUCUUGUUGGUAAACUACAGCAUGCAAAUACUGCUACUAGCAAGCCAGAUGGGUAUCUUGUGCUAGCUGACGAUGUAUUUUCAUCUGGCAUUGACAGAAAGUGACGUACCUUGCUAUCAUAUCUCGUUUUGAUAAACAUGUACACGAUUUGUAGUUUUCUUUUCGGUCUGUCUUUCUGUGAUUGUUUUCUCAGGGCUACAAAUCUGCAGAUCGUACAUGCAGUAUAUUGCUAGCUAGUUAAAUUAUGGCUCAUUAAGAAAGGCUUAGAACAGAUGCCAGCUCACCAAGAGUCCAUCAGCUAGCAAACGUUUGGUUGUUGGCAAGAUAGUCCAAGUCCGAAAAGGUAGACUGGAACUAGAAUCCAAACUCAUACCAUUUUCAGAUAGAUCUGCUGUGUUAGGAUAGCCCAUUUAUUCAACUAGCUUUCAAGCAAUAUAUCGUGAUUGGCAUUGGCUAAGGCCUCGUUUUCAUGACAAGUAAUCUCUUAAAGAAUAAAUCGUUCUGAUCAUUACCGUUAACAUUAGUUUGCAAAAUCACACAAUGGCCACAAGUAGUAAAGGAGUUCUGACGUGUAGGUACAGUAUCGACCAUCUGAAGGGUUUAAAAAAUACAAACUGGUUUUAAUUUAUUCAAGUGCUGGAUACAAGCGAAGAAAGAAAACGAAGAGGUUCGUAAUUUUUUGUCCUAGUGAAUGUUUUCCUUUUCUCGUUGGAUCAAAAGUGCCAAAAUACUGCCCAGAAUAUAUAAUAGAAGUUUUGUUUCCAAGAACUGCACAAAAGUGUCGUGCUUGUGAAAAGCACAUGCGACUGUUCUUUCUACUGCAAUCGAAGGAAGCCGAUCCCAAACUGUAAAGUAUCGGCUUCUCGAAGACAUCCUCGCUUUAGACUGCAAAGCUUACCGGUAGCUUUCAAUGGAGCUGCAAUCACUAUAGCGAAGACGGAGCGGGUGUACAGCCGAAAAGUUUGGAACCAGACCGUGGCCGCGGGCAACCGAGGGGCCUUCAGCCCCAGGUUGAGUCGCCUGCUGGAAAGAUGGGUUCUCAGGCUCUUCAGAUACUGCGGCAAGGCGUGUGGGCUUCCCUGACCGGAGGCUGGUACGUCGACCCGCACCAGAGCACGUUCUCCAACUGUUUUCACCUCUACCUCUGGAUAUUCCUACUGGCCUUCCCCUUCCUGCUCUACAUGGCCUUGCCCUCCAGCAUGGUGGUGGCUGGGGUCUACUGCCUGGUGGUGGCGGUGUUUUUCACGGCCAUCAAGGCGGUCAACUUCCGCCUUCACGCCAUGUUCGACCUGGGGGAGAUCGUGGAGAAGAGGCAGGCCUCCCUGACCGCCGAGGCGCUGAGGGUGGAGGAGGUGGAUGAGGGCGGAGACCUCAGCAGGAACCAGCACAGGGACAGCGGCGGAGGCGUGGAGAUGACGGUGUUUCGAAAGGUGAACUCCACCCCCCCAGUCCGCUGCAGCUCACAGCACUCUCUCUUCGGGCUCAACCAGGUGUCGGAAUUUCUGCCACAGCUCGAAGACACAGGAGGCUCCAAAGAUAUCAAGGACCUGAUGCGGGAGCAGGGCAGCAACAACGUGAUCGUGACUUCAGCCCACAGGGAGAUCCUCCGACACAGCUCCCAGGACACCAUCAGGGGCGCCAGCGUGGUCCAGUCCUGCCUGGCCGCCGCGCUGGCCAAUGACUUCCCCGGGCUGAUGGGGGUGGGCGGGGUGAUGGCGGGGGGCUUCGGGGGCAACGUGCCUGGAGAGUGCCCCUCGGCUCCCCCCUCCCCCUGCAGCCAGGCGGACGAGGGGGAGCGGGCGGACGAGGAGCAGGGGUGCGGGGCGCGGCAGAGGAGCCCCGGGGGGCCGGGGCCCGGGGGCUACUCGCCCCUGGGGCCCUCCGGGGAGUCAGAAAGCCUGGGCGACGCCCCGCUCAGCCCGCUGAUCAAGAGCAGCCUGAGCGAGGAGCUGAGCGAGAACCUGCUGGGCCUGGGGCUCGACCCCGGGGCCCUGGCCCCCGGCUCCGCCCGCCGCGCCCCCGCCACCGCGGCCGGCUCCACCGACAGCUGCUUCAGCGGGGGGGGCGGGGCCACCGACCGCGAGACCCUCAGCACAGUCAGCAGCUACCGCAGCGAGAAGACCGACUCCACCCAGCUGGAGAGCCCCUCCCUCAGUCUGCCCCGCCCCGGCCCGCCCGGGACGGCCCCCUCCCUCGCCCCGGGCCCCGACCCCGGGCCCCCAGGAGCCCCGGAGCCGGCCGGGAGCGACACGGACGACCUGUCGGACAGCGAGCUUCUCCGCUCCCCCUCCAAAGAGCUCUCGGUGGGGCAGGAGCUGGACCGCACCCUGGUGGAGGGGGAGAGCGUCUGCGCCCUCCCCCCCGACCUCCCUCAGGCCCCGCCCCUCCAGGACUCCUCCCCCUCCAGCAGCGGGCGCUCCGAGGCCUGCGACCUGGAGCGGGCGGCCCCCCUGCCCCCCCUGCCGCCCCCCCGGCAGGCCAGCUCCGUGCCGGCGGGCCUGGGCUGCUCGGACCCCGCCCUGCCCAUCACGCCCCCGCCCUUCCUGCUGUCGGACCCCCCGCAGCUGCACGCGCAGCAGGUGGUGCGGCCCAAAGACCUGAAGCUGCUGCGCCCGGCGGGGGGGGCGGGGCACCGGCCGGGCCGGCGGAAAGCGCCGCGGAAACGGGGCGGGGCGGGCAGCAGCAGCUUCGACUGCGGCUCGUACCGCCGGCACCACGGCCGCGGCCAGCACAGGGACUACAUCCCGGUGCGCAGCCGGCUGGCGGCCAAGGCCUACAGCGAGAGCCUGUUCGAGGACUCGAGCGACGAGGACGACGGCAGCGAGGGGAGCGACCUGAGCGCCGCGUCCAGCCUGGGCUCGCAGCGCCGCUUCAGCUCCGACGACGACGACGACGACGACUCCAGCUCCUCCACCUCCUGCUACUCCCCCGACUCGGCCGGCGCCGGGCAGGCCCCGCCCCCCUCCGCCGCCCCGCCCGCCGACCCCCGGGAGGGGGAGGAGUCGGACCGCGUGGGCCCCGCCCACCCGCGGGGGGCCCAGCGCUCGGCCAGCACGGCCAGCGCCAAGACUCACGCCCGGGUGCUGAGCAUGGACGGGGCCGGGGGGGGCCACGCCAGCGCCGGGACGCUGGCCUCCGCGCCCCUCGCCCUGGCGCCCUCCGCCGCGCCCGCCCCGCGCCCCCUCACCGUCUCCAAGUCGGACCUGGAGGCUCGCACCGCGCACCUGGAGGGCUUCCCCGGGGCCCGGCACCGGCUGGACUCUCAGGGCGGCUCCUGGGCCGGGAACCACACCGGCUGGCGGGCGGGGGAGCUGGUGGAGGAGGGCGCCGUGGGCGGAGAGGAGGUGGGUAAGAGGGACUCGGUCAGCAGUGUAAAGAGGACGCAGGCCAUCCGCAGAAGACACAACGCUGGGAGCAACCCUACCCCCCCUCCCUCCGCCAUGGGCUCCCCACCCAGGUGUGGCUCUGAUUGCUGUGAUGUGGUUGUGUCUCCGUGGCAACGCCUCUCCAGCCUGCAGGACCUCCAGCGCGCCCGCGCCUCCUCCCACUCCCGCGCGCUCACCCUGCCCUCCGCCCUGCAGUUCGCCUCCUCCCUGCUGCUCCCCCGCGGGGGCGUGCACGAGGCGUCCACCUUCGACGACACCUCGGAGGGCGCUGUGCACUACUUCUACGACGAGAGCGGAGUGAAGAGGUCUUACACUUUCGGCCCUGCGGGAGGAGGGUACGAGGACCCCGUUCAGGAGAGGGAGAGGCAGUCCCAGUCCUCCAGCUUCACCUCGGCCGAUGUCCAGGACGGGGCGCCGGUGCUGUCCAUGCUGCAGCCCAGGCCCGUCGUCCUGCAGGGAAUGCAGGUUAGAAGGGUGCCGCUGGAGAUUCCAGAGUUUGACCUGGACCACGAGUCUGUGCACGAGUCCCAGGAGAACACGCUGAUGAUCGAGGAGAAGGCCAAGCCCAAGCAGUACUACCGCUUCUGGGUGCUGCCGGGGAAGUGGCUGCGGGUGCGCUACGACAGGCUCGCCCUGCUGGCCUUGCUGGACAGGAACCGGCGGGUUGGGGAGAACGUGUUCGCGGUGCUGCUGGCCAGCAUGGUGGCCUUCCUGGGCUUCCUGCUGCUGCUGCAGGGCUUCUUCAGGGACAUCUGGGUCUUCCAGUUCUGCCUGGUCAUCGCCAGCUGCCAGUACUCCCUGCUGAAGAGCGUGCAGCCGGACGCGGCCUCCCCCAUGCAUGGGCAUAACUGGAUCAUAGUGUACAGCCGGCCGGUGUACUUCUGCCUGUGCUGCGGGCUCAUCUGGCUCUCUGACCUGGCAGGGAACUCCAGCAGCCUGCCGCCAUUCACCCUGUACGGCGUCACCUUCUUCUCCUCGCACUUCCUGCUCUGCACCCGGGACGUGCUCAUUGUUUUCACCUUGUGUUUCCCAGUCGUGUUCCUCUUCGGGCUCCUACCUCAGGUCAACACCUUUGUCAUGUGUCUGCUGGAGCAGGUGGACAUGCACAUCUUUGGCGGAACAGCCACGACCAGCCCCCUGUCAUCCUUAUACAGCCUGCUACGCAGUGUGCUGGUGGCUGCCCUGCUGUACGGAUUCUGCCUAGGUGCCAUCAAUGCCCCGUGGGAUGAGCUCCACGUUCCGGUGCUGUUCUCUGUGUUCUGCGGGCUGCUGCUGGCUCUGUCCUACCACCUGAGUCGCCAGAGCAGCGACCCCACCGUCCUCUGGUCUCUCAUUCGCUCACGGUUCUUCCCCGAGCUGGACAGCAGGAGCCCAGAGGAGCCGCCGCUGGAGAUUAAGGACCCCUUGCCGGAAAAGCUGCGCAAUUCUGUGAAAGAGACCCUUCACUCUGACCUGGUCAUGUGCCCCCUGAUGGCGGUCAUCACGUUUGCCAUCAGCGCGAGCACGGUCUUCAUCGCCCUGCAGCCCGCUCUCAGCUUCGUCCUGUACGUGCUGGCGGGGGUGGUGGGCUUCCUCACCCACUACCUGCUGCCCCAGCUCCGCAAGCAGCUGCCCUGGUUCUGCCUGGCCCACCCCGUGCUCCGCUCCCGCGAGUACUGCCAGUUCGAGGUCCGGGACGCAGCCCAGCUGAUGUGGUUUGAGAAGCUCUACGCUUGGCUGCAGUGUGUGGAGAAGUACUUCAUCUACCCCGCGGUCAUCCUCAACUCCCUGACCACCGAGGCCCAGGCAGCCAGCACCGAGAAAAUGGGUCUUUAUAGUCGCUCGCUCUUCAUCUCUCUGGCGGGGAUGAAGCUGCUUCGCUCGUCCUUCUGCACUCCGUCUCAGCAGUACGUCACGCUCUGCUUCACCGCCCUCUUCUUCCACUUCGACUACCCGCGCUUCUCCGAGACCUUCCUCCUCGACUACUACUUCAUGUCCAUCCUCUUCAGCAAGCUGUGGGACCUGCUGUACAAGCUGCGCUUCGUCCUCACCUACAUCGCGCCCUGGCAAAUCACCUGGGGCUCCGCCUUCCACGCCUUCGCCCAGCCCUUCGCCGUGCCCCACUCUGCCAUGCUCUUCAUCCAGGCGGUGUUUUCCGCCCUCUUCUCCACCCCCCUCAACCCCGUGCUGGGCAGCGCCGUCUUCGUUACCUCAUACACCCGACCUGUCAAGUUCUGGGAACGCGACUACAACACUAAGCGGGUGGACCACUCCAACACACGCCUGGCCACUCAGCUGGACCGCAACCCGGGUGCGGACGAUAACAACCUGAACUCCAUCUUCUACGAGCACCUGACGCGCUCGCUGCAGCACAGCCUGUGCGGGGACCUGCUGCUGGGCCGCUGGGGGAACUACAGCACGGGCGACUGCUUCAUCCUGGCCUCCGACUACCUCAACGCCCUGGUGCACAUCAUCGAGAUCGGCAACGGCCUGGUCACCUUCCAGCUGCGCGGCCUGGAGUUCAGGGGGACGUACUGCCAGCAGAGGGAGGUGGAGGCCAUCACGGAGGGGGUGGAGGAGGACGAGGGCUGCUGCUGCUGCGAGCCGGGCCACCUGCCCCACGUGCUGUCCUUCAACGCGGCCUUCGGCCAGCGCUGGCUGGCCUGGGAGGUGGCCGCCACCAAGUACGUGCUGGAGGGCUACAGCAUCAGCGACAACAACGCCGCCUCCAUGCUGCAGGUGUUCGACCUGCGCAAGAUCCUCAUCACCUACUACGUCAAGAGCAUCAUCUAUUACGUGAGCCGCUCGCCCAAGCUGGAGGAGUGGCUGGCCAACGAGACCAUACAGGAAGCGCUCCGCCCCUGCCAGGCCCCCGCCUACGUGGACAGCGACCCCACCUUCAACCUGAACAUCGACGAAGACUACGACCACCGAGCCGCCGGCAUCACCCCGGGAGCCUUCUGCACCGUCUACCUGGACUGGAUCCAGUACUGCAACAGCCGACGGCAAGCGCCCGUGGAGGGUGAGAGAGAGUCCCCGCUGGUCACGCUGUGUUUUGGGCUCUGCAUCUUGGGCCGCAGGGCUUUGGGGACCGCCUCCCACAGCAUGUCAGCCAGCCUGGAGCCCUUCCUCUACGGCCUGCACGCUCUGUUCAAGGGUGACUUCCGCAUCACCUCCCCGCGGGACGAGUGGGUGUUCGCGGAUAUGGACCUGCUGAACAGAGUGGUGGCCCCUGGGGUGCGCAUGUCCCUCAAACUGCACCAGGACCACUUCACGUCGCCGGACGAGUACGAGGACCCGGUGGUGCUGUACGACGCCAUCACGGCCAACGAGGAGAAGAUGCUGAUCUCGCACGAGGGCGACCCCGUGUGGCGCAGCGCCAUCCUGGCCAACAUGCCCUCGCUGCUGGCGCUGCGCCACGUCAUGGACGACGGCAGCGACGAGUACAAGAUCAUCAUGCUCAACAAGAGGUUCCUCAGCUUCAGGGUCAUCAAGGUGAACAGGGAGUGUGUGCGCGGCCUGUGGGCGGGGCAGCAGCAGGAGCUGGUCUUCCUGCGGAACCGCAACCCGGAGCGCGGAAGCAUCCAGAACGCCAAGCAGGCCCUGCGCAACAUGAUCAACUCCUCGUGCGACCAGCCCAUCGGCUACCCCAUCUACGUGUCCCCCCUCACCACCUCCUACGCCGGGGGCCACGCCCAGCUGCGCUCCGUCUGGGGGGGGCCCGUCAGCCCCCACAACAUCUACACCUGGUUCAUCAGCAGCUGGGACAGGCUACAGAAAGGCUGUGGCGCAGGGUGUAACAGCGGGGGAAACAUCGAGGACUCUGACUGUGGCGGCGGCUCCUCGUCCAUCGCCAACAACCCCACGACGCACCCCCCCCAGGCCCUGCCCACGCACGGGAGCGCCCCCCCGCCUCUCCCUCCGUCCCACCUCCCCACCAUUCAGCCCCCCCUGGGAACUGACAACCCUCUUGGACCAGCCUGGCCUCUCCACCCCCAGCCCCUCCCCCUGGCCCUGCUCAGCCAAUCGGAGGGCAGGCGGGAGGCGGGGCUGGUGACCUCGCUGCAGCGCACCUCGUCCAUUCAGGGGCUGCUGGGCCAGCACCUGUCGGGCUCCCAGCUGUCCUUCAGCGGCUCCGUGGCGCUGCCCGCCGCCGAGCGUUUCUGCGCGGGCGUCGCUCAGGACUGCCCCGGCCCGCCGCCGCCACAGCGAGGACCCCAGAGGCCCGGCCUGGGCCCCGGGGCCGGGGCCCCGCUCUACGAGGGCCUGUACGGGAAGUGGAGCCUGCCGGGCAGGAAGGGCUUCAACGGGCCGGCGGCGGGGGACGCCGACGCCGCGCUGCAGACCGUGCGCACGCAGCCUCCUGCUCCGGCCCCUCCCCCUGAAGUCUCUCCAGCGGCUGAGCCAAUGGGGACGAUCGUCCCCAGCGAGACCACGCCUCUGACAGCGGGGGAGCCUUCCCCAGCCCGGGAGGAGAGCUCGGAGCUUCCUUUACUGGAGCGCCUGUGCUGAGACCGGUCUGCCACAGCUGCAGCCAAAGCGUGGCGGGGCGGGGCUGGGGCGGGGCGGGGCGGGGCGGGGCUGGAGCGGGCCCGACCGGACCAGACCGAACCGGGUCAGACCGGAUCAGGACAGAUGGGACCUGGUUGGCCCGUCUGGCUUCCCCGGAGUCAUUCCAGCGUGCUUAAGGUUCCUGUUGAGUGGAGAGUAUCUGAAUCAUGCAAUAUCAAAAGGAAUAACCACCAGUCCCCAUCCAUCACCAGUCUGUACUGUACCUCUGUUAGCCCUGCAGGACUGGAUCCGCCUGAAGACGCACACUCAUUCCUCCCUCUCUCUCUCUCUCUUUCCCCCUCACCCUCUCUCUCCCUCCCUCCCUCCCUCCCUCUCUCUCUUUCUCUCUCUCUCUCCCCCUCACCCUCUCGCUCUCUCUCCCUCCCUCCUCCUCUCUCCCUCCCUC
Messenger RNA from Anguilla rostrata (American eel), 8370 nucleotides. Its product is annotated as pecanex-like protein 3. Gene Ontology annotation, cellular component: membrane. The record is from RefSeq and is a predicted model, not a curated record. NCBI's taxonomy places the organism in Eukaryota, Metazoa, Chordata, Actinopteri, Anguilliformes, Anguillidae. The transcript is spliced from 35 exons. The coding region runs from base 1080 to 7925 and encodes 2281 amino acids.